Molecule: messenger RNA, 192 nt
Organism: Cricetulus griseus (Chinese hamster)
Lineage: Eukaryota; Metazoa; Chordata; Mammalia; Rodentia; Cricetidae
Source: RefSeq, a predicted model, not a curated record
AUGAGGAUCCAUUACCUCCUCCUCACAUUUCUCCUGGUGCUGCUGUCACCUUUUUCAGCUUUCACCCAAAGAAUCAAGAACCCUGUAACUUGCCUCACCAAUGGAGGUAUAUGCUGGGGUGCAUGUCGUGGAAAUUUUCGACAGAUUGGCACGUGUGGCAUUCCUAAAGUCAGGUGCUGCAAGAGAAGAUAA